Messenger RNA from Desarmillaria tabescens, 582 nucleotides. Its product is annotated as histone-fold-containing protein. Lineage: Eukaryota; Fungi; Basidiomycota; Agaricomycetes; Agaricales; Physalacriaceae. The transcript has 4 exons. Gene Ontology annotation, cellular component: nucleosome. Gene Ontology annotation, molecular function: structural constituent of chromatin; DNA binding; protein heterodimerization activity. Gene Ontology annotation, biological process: nucleosome assembly. The record is from RefSeq and is a predicted model, not a curated record. Bases 73 to 384 code for a protein of 103 amino acids.
ACAAGUUACCACCACCACCUCAGCAAGUUCGCUCCUCAAGACCUCUCUAACCAACUUCAAUCUUCUAUCACAAUGUCUGGACGUGGAAAAGGUGGCAAGGGUCUCGGCAAGGGCGGCGCCAAACGUCACAGGAAGAUCCUUCGCGACAACAUUCAAGGUAUCACGAAACCAGCUAUUCGUCGUCUCGCACGUCGUGGUGGAGUCAAGCGUAUCUCCGGUCUCAUUUACGAAGAAACUCGCGGUGUCCUCAAGAUCUUUUUGGAGAAUGUCAUCAGAGAUUCUGUUACCUAUACUGAGCAUGCCAAGCGUAAAACCGUUACGGCUCUGGACGUCGUCUACGCACUCAAACGCUCCGGGCGCACCCUCUACGGUUUCGGCGCGUAGAAGCUAUCAUCAUCUCAUUUCUCUAUGUUGUAUGUGUACUGUAUAGUAUAUGUAGAUUUGUCUAUCCAUGCCUUAUUCAUCGCGCAUAUCUAUUAAUUGAGUUUUGUGCGUACGCGGAGAGAUAGUGAUGCGCUAAGUCUGGAUGGGCCCAUAUUGUGUUUAGUGACUGGUAACGAUAGCCGGGACGUUACGUCUUCU